AUGGAGGCCGAGACCGAGGCGGAGGAGGGUGAGCCGUGGACGGAAAAGGCGGGAAAAGCUGUGGAGGCCGAGACCGAGGCGGAGGAGGGUGAGCCGUGGACGGAAAAGGCGGGAAAAGCUGUGGAGGCCGAGACCGAGGCGGAGGAGGGUGAGCCGUGGACGGAAAAGGCGGGAAAAGCUGUGGAGGCCGAGACCGAGGCGGAGGAGGGUGAGCCGUGGACGGAAAAGGCGGGAAAAGCUGUGGAGGCCGAGACCGAGGCGGAGGAGGGUGAGCCGUGGACGGAAAAGGCGGGAAAAGCUGUGGAGGCCGAGACCGAGGCGGAGGAGGGUGAGCCGUGGACGGAAAAGGCGGGAAAAGCUGUGGAGGCCGAGACCGAGGCGGAGGAGGGUGAGCCGUGGACGGAAAAGGCGGGAAAAGCUGUGGAGGCCGAGACCGAGGCGGAGGAGGGUGAGCCGUGGACGGAAAAGGCGGGAAAAGCUGUGGAGGCCGAGACCGAGGCGGAGGAGGGUGAGCCGUGGACGGAAAAGGCGGGAAAAGCUGUGGAGGCCGAGACCGAGGCGGAGGAGGAUAUCUCUGUCUACAGUUUGUGGUGUGGUGCACAAAUUACAACACGGACAAGGAACUUGGAACUGAGUUCUUCAUGGCUAACGGAAUAUCCUUUCUGUUUAGAACCAUUUCAGAGAACCAGUGAAUGCAUCCUUUCGGAAACAAAACCAAGGGAUGUGUCCAGCCCCCAGGAGCCAACAGAGAACCAGUUAACGCCCCCAGGAGAACACCAUACCCCUGAUGUUCUCAUAGAGCCUCCUGAAAUAGAACCAGUGGUCCAAGAGCCUGUAAUCCCAUUAAUGAACUAUUCAGGAUAUCUAAGGAGCGAAGCAUCCGGUCACCCGAACACAGCCUCUGAACCAUCCCAAAGGCAUGAAAUUGAAGUGCAUGGUGGGAGGACUUCAGCCGAAGCAGACAACUCUGGUGACAAGCCUGAGGAGAAACUCAAGGAAGACCUGUGUCCAGACACUGUGGAUCACCAGGAUCCUGAGGCCACCAGGAACACUAGUGCAGGUGACAUUGGCAACAAGGACUUGGAGCAAGUUAAGAGAAUUGUGGCAGUGCCUCCCAUGCCUCAGACUGUCCAUGUGGUCUUCCGCGUCCACUACAUUACUCAUUUGGAAGCCCAGCUGAUCGCCAUCACUGGUGACCAUGAGUGUCUAGGCCAGUGGCACCAUUAUGUAUCCCUCAGGUGUGACAAAGAUGGCUUCUGGUCAGACUCUGUGGUCCUACCGUUUGAUACCAGAGUUGAGUGGAAGUUCAUAUUAGUGGAGAAUGGCAAGGUGGUGCGAUGGGAAGAGUGCGCCAACCGGUCGCUAAUAACUGAACAUGAAGAUCAGGUGGCUCAUAAGUGGUGGGGGUAUCAUUGAACAGGGUCUCCAGUUUUAUUCCAUUCAUUCACAGGAGUUUACUGCUCUGUCUCUAUCUACCUAUCUUAGUGCACCUCUUCGCUGCAUGGUUUGCUAGAACAGCCUCAUAGUCUGUCUUCUGCUAGCCUAGGCUUUAAGAUAGGGAAAACGCUCCUCAAAUGAAAUCAGACCAAAAUCUCCCUAACAGCAGGCAAGUUAGGCUCUCUAGUGGGCAGUGUUUCAAAAUAAAAAAAAUUCAAUUCUCAGUUUGACUUUGUAUUACGUGAAGAGACAGAUGUAUGAAUCAUGGAUGCUGGACUCAGCAAAGAGGUAGUUCAACUACUCUGUAACUGUAUUAAAACAUCCUUAGUUUAUUAUGACUGCAUCAGAAAGCAAUAAAGAUGGACUUUUACAAUG
Messenger RNA from Candoia aspera, 1812 nucleotides. RefSeq names its product starch-binding domain-containing protein 1-like. The record is from RefSeq and is a predicted model, not a curated record. The transcript has 3 exons. The coding region runs from base 1 to 1416 and encodes 471 amino acids. Gene Ontology annotation, cellular component: membrane. NCBI's taxonomy places the organism in Eukaryota, Metazoa, Chordata, Lepidosauria, Squamata, Candoiidae. Gene Ontology annotation, molecular function: starch binding.